AUGCGCGUGUUUUCUUUCACGUCACGCCCAUCAUGGAUGGGUUUGCUGACUGCGGCUCUUAUGGGCAUUUCAACUGUCAAUGCUGUAGAACUGGACCUGGAUGAUGAAGGUGAGAAUUUUACUAUUCUGACACUUCCGCAAAAACUGACCAAUAUCAAAGAGUCUAUCAAAAAGGCUGCCAAGGACGUCGCAACCAACAUGAUGACAUACUACACCGGCAUGAAUCCAGGGGAUAACCCAGGAAAUCUACCCGAUCCUUACUACUGGUGGGAGGCCGGUGCGAUGUUCAACGCCCUCAUUGACUACUGGUUCUACACGGGCGACGAUACCUGGAAUGAUAUCACCAUACAAGGCAUGCUUUGGCAGGCGGGCGAAAACAAAGCAUUCAUGCCGAACAAUCAGAGCAAAACUGAAGGUAAUGACGAUCAAGUAUUCUGGGGCUUCGCUGCCAUGUCUGCUGCAGAGCGAAACUUCCCCAAUCCGCCAGCGGAUCAACCUCAGUGGCUUGAGAUGGCCCAGGCUGUGUUCAAUACGCAGGUUCCCCGAUGGGAUCCCUCGUCCUGUGGUGGAGGACUUCGCUGGCAGAUAUUUACCUGGAACAAUGGCUACAACUACAAGAACACGAUCUCCACAGGUGGACUUUUCAACCUUGCCUCCCGCCUGGCAAAGUAUACGAAGAACGAAACAUACGCGGAAUGGGCUGAAAAGGCUUGGGACUGGAUUGCCGAUGUUGGAUUCAUGACACCCGAAUAUCGCUUUUGGGAUGGAGCCAGUGACUUGACCAAUUGCGCUCCCAUAAACCAGAUUGAGUGGACCUAUAACGCCGGUGUGUUCUUACUUGGUGCUGCCAAUAUGUACAAUCUGACUGAAGAACCCAAAUGGAAGGAACGCACCGAAAAAAUCAUUGACUCCUCAGGCGUCUUCUUUUCUCAGGAUCCACCGAACGUGAUGUAUGAACGAGCCUGUGAGACGGUCAGCACAUGCAUGGUUGAUCAGCGUUCGUUCAAGGGAUAUCUUGCACGCUGGAUGGCUCAAACCACCCAAAUGGCUCCCUUCACGUAUGAAAAAGUCAUGAAGCGAUUGAGGGCUUCUGGCGAAGCCGCCGCAAAGACCUGUACAGGAGGCUCCAAAGGAACGACAUGUGGUCUCAAAUGGACCGAUCAAAAGUGGGAUAAGACGAAAGACUUCGGCCAGCAGAUGGCAGCUCUUGAAGUUAUUCAGUCAAACCUGAUCACUCGUGUAUCGGCUCCUGUAACCAAUGACGAUGGUGGCACUAGUAAGGGAAAUCCGAAUGCUGGCUCUAAGCCUCCUAAAACGGUCCCUCCUGGUCUGACGUACUCAAUCACCACGGCUGAUAAGGCCGGUGCAGGAAUCCUCACUGUGCUUGUGCUAAUAGGUAUUGGUGGGUCAACAGGAUGGUUGAUUUGGGAGUGA
Penicillium nucicola is the source of this 1434-nucleotide messenger RNA. RefSeq names its product glycoside hydrolase family 76 protein. Gene Ontology annotation, molecular function: mannan endo-1,6-alpha-mannosidase activity. Lineage: Eukaryota; Fungi; Ascomycota; Eurotiomycetes; Eurotiales; Aspergillaceae. The record is from RefSeq and is a predicted model, not a curated record. The coding region runs from base 1 to 1434 and encodes 477 amino acids. Gene Ontology annotation, biological process: carbohydrate catabolic process; fungal-type cell wall biogenesis. The transcript has 2 exons.